Moneuplotes crassus is the source of this 1165-nucleotide messenger RNA. The record is from the annotation of a GenBank genome assembly. NCBI's taxonomy places the organism in Eukaryota, Ciliophora, Spirotrichea, Euplotida, Euplotidae.
UGAAAUAUCCGAAAAAAUUUAUGAACUGGUGGUUAAACAGCUUCAUAUACAUCAUGGCAAUCCCAACUGCACUUCUGCUGAUGAACACUUUGUAUAGAACAUACAAGGAGCUCCGAGAAUCAUAUUUUGACCUUUUCCGGCUUAGCCAAUACUUGUUUCUCCUAGUUUAUUUAACUGCAUGGAUGAUCUUCUACUUUACAAUAACUUUUGAUGUUGAUAUAAAAGUCUAUGAGAUUGCUGUAUGGAUUGCAAGUGGGACUAAUAUUGCGUAUAUAUAGUGGUCAAUUUGUUGCUCUGGGUUUUGGUAAUAGUUCAUUUGUCUAACUUGGUUAAGCUAGAUAAAGGCCAAAAGUUUAUUAAAAAUCGGAAAAAGGUCAUCAGAAUAGAAAUAUUCAGUAUUUUAAUUGCCUUAAUGAUCUUCUUCAUGGUGCUAACAGUAAAUGGAAUAUCAGCCUUCUAUGCAAUUAGGAAGGAAAAUGGUACCCAAGAUUUGGAGGAAGAAGAUGAUAAGAAUGAACAUUUUAUUAUUAUUGAUAUUAUAUCUUGAGUAUUAUCAAUCACUCUUUAUUUGAUCUUUAUGAGCUCUGAACUAUACUUAAUCAUCAAGCUGAUGAAGCUUGUUAAAAAGUAUUGCCAUUAUGACAAGCAAUAUAGCAAAUUUUUUCCAUGGCUUGCAGGAAGUAACAUUAUUUAUUACUGGUUCCAAUUAGCAACAUUCAUAACGAUGUUAGCUACUCAAACAACAUAUUGUGAUCUCUCAAGAGUUGAUAAAGAUUCAACGGGCAUGUCAAGAGGAGUCAAAGUGAUGCUGUUUGUCUUCAACAACAACCUCCCACUAGCUUAUGCUUAUUUGAACAUAAAAAAUGUGAGCUUCAAGACCUAUGUAGCCAACAUCUUGCCUGGCAUUGGCAAGCCUUAUCUUUGUCCAUCAAAGAUAUCGCUAUUCAUUGUGCCGUCUUGAAGAGAUGACCCUGAUAGCGAUGAGGAAAGAAAAGAAGAAAGCGGAAUGAGUGGGAUCAAUCAUUCAAAUACUCAGAGCUACAUACUUUCCGAAGACCUCCCUCUCUUAGACCACGAAGGAAUCUCCAGUGUCGAAAACAUCGUCUCAAAUCACGUUCUCAAUCACCGAAGUGGGCAUAACAAUUCCUAUUUUCAACUAGACUAA